AUGCCCACAGCCCUGGCUGGCCACGGGCUCAAGAGGGUGGGGGCUGACCGGGACCCAGGGCAGCAGGGAGCCCCCUUCGCCAACCCCCGCGGCGCAGAGCGCACUCCCAGCGGCCACGCCGCAGUCAGCUCUGCAGGCACAGGACAGGGGGCGGCUAGCCUGGAGCCCGCGCUGGGCUGCGCUCCUCUGAGCCGAGGGUCUUCUCUUCGCCCCCGCACGGACACGGCCGACCGGUGCCCGGCAGCACCCGCCUCGGCCUCCCCGCAGCCAGGGCGCCCAGGAACCGCGUCCCAACAGCACCGGGCUCGCACCGCACCCCGGGGCUCCGCGCUGCCGGCUCGGGGCGCCCCGGCCGAGGGGGCCUUGCUUCCGGUCAGCUGCGGGCCCCCCGACGAGGGCCAAGUGCUCCGGCCGCGGGGCACCGCCUCUGCCCCCAGCCAGGGGCCCGGUGCGGGGUCCGCGGCCGGCCCGAACGCAACUUCCCGCCGGAACCCGCAGGCCCGGCCCGGGCACAGCUCCCGAAGGCAGCGGCUGGCGAGGCCCCGCCGGGGCGGGCAGACCCAGGACGCGGCGGGCGGGCCCCGACCCCGGCCCACGCGCGGCGGAGCGCCCCGACCCCGGCCCACCCGCGGAGACGCGCCCCGACCCCGGCCCGCCCGCGACCCCGGCCCACCCGCGGGAGCGCCCCGUCCCCGGCCCGCCCGCGACCCCGGCCCACCCGCGGGAGCGCCCCGACGCCGGCCCGCCCGCGACCCCGGCCCACCCGCGGAGACGCGCCCCGACCCCGGCCCGCCCGCGACCCCGGCCCACCCGCGGAGACGCGCCCCGACCCCGGCCCACCCGCGGGAGCGCCAAGCUCGCCCACAAAGACCCGCGGCGCGCGCCGCCAGGCUGACCGGUGCGGGUCCCGCGGCCGCCGGUGGACACCUGGCUCCCGCGCGCCGCCCGGCCCCAGGAAGGGCCACGUCCCUGGGCGGCGGCCCCGGCACUCACCGAGACCCCGGCCCGCUCCGCUCCACUCCGCUCCGCCGGACGAACCGCCGCGGGACCGCCGAGACGCCGCCGGCAGCUACUUUCUCCGGCCGGCCCGCCCCGCCUCCUGGCCCGAAGCGCCGCAGCCAAUCAGAGGCCGCGCCCCUGUGA
Molecule: messenger RNA, 1143 nt
Organism: Lepus europaeus (European hare)
Lineage: Eukaryota; Metazoa; Chordata; Mammalia; Lagomorpha; Leporidae
Product: proline-rich protein 2-like
Exons: 2
Coding region: 1-1143 (380 amino acids)
Source: RefSeq, a predicted model, not a curated record